GCCCCUGGCGCUGCCUCCCCGGGGAUCCCCCAAAACCCUUGGGCCCUCCUCUUCCGGGAAGUCCUCCGGGCCGACCCACACAGCUGGCGCUGCCCUGACUCCACUCCCUCUUCUCUGCUUGGUCCUUACCCGAGGGCGGGCCUGCCCAUGAGGCGGCUCUCAGGACGCCUGCCCACAGCAGCUCCUGACAUUGGGCCCUGUGCUCAGGGGUGGAGUCUGGGGCUGGGUGAGGGGAGGCACCGACGGGUGGAGGGGAAGCUUCCAGAAGUGAGGAGAGAGGCGGCCCCCACCUGUGCCCCCGCAGCUCUGAGGGUUGGGAAGGCAGCGCCUGCAGCCCUCACCUUCCUGCCCUCACCUUCCUGCCCUCAGGCUGCGAGUCUCGUUCCCAGGGGGCCCUUGGGUUCCCUGAUUGCCUGAGUGUCCACAAGUUGGAUCCCUGAGAAGCCCCAGCCGGGGGGUCCUCCUCCCUCUCCUGCCCUCAGGCUGGCCCUGGGGGUGCUUGCCCAGCAGGUUCCCGUAGUGGGGGCGCUAAGUGCUCAGAUGGGCCCCAGUGGGUGUGAGGACUCGUGGGGCCGGCUGAGCCCUCAGGAGGAGCCGGGGUGCUCUCGAGUGCCUGUGGGUGCCGGGUGUGGCUGCUUCCCGGCCUGUCACCAGGAAGUGGGAUGGCCCGCCUGCCACGCCCAGCCCUGGGUGCUCCAGCUGGGCCAUAGCCUGGUACUGCCGCUGCGCCCGCCAUGGUGUCCCGGGACCAGGCUCACCUGGGCCCCAAGUAUGUGGGCCUCUGGGACUUCAAGGCCCGGACGGACGAGGAGCUGAGCUUCCGAGCGGGGGAUGUCUUCCACGUGGCCAGGAAGGAGGAGCAGUGGUGGUGGGCCACACUGCUGGACGAGACGGGCGGGGCCGUGGCCCAGGGCUAUGUGCCCCACAACUACCUGGCUGAGAGGGAGACGGUGGAGUCGGAACCGUGGUUCUUUGGCUGCAUCUCCCGCUCAGAAGCUGUGCAUCGGCUGCAGGCCGAGGGCAACGCCGCGGGCGCCUUCCUGAUCAGGGUCAGCGAGAAGCCGAGCGCCAACUACGUCCUGUCAGUGCGGGACACGCAGGCUGUGCGGCACUACAAGAUCUGGCGGCGUGCCGGGGGCCGGCUGCACCUGAACGAGGCGGUGUCCUUCCUCAGCCUGCCCGAGCUUGUGAACUACCACAGGGUCCAGAGCCUGUCCCACGGCCUGCGGCUGGCCGCGCCCUGCCGGAAGCACGAGCCUGAGCCCCUGCCCCAUUGGGAUGACUGGGAGAGGCCAAGGGAGGAGUUCACGCUCUGCAGGAAGCUGGGGUCUGGCUACUUCGGGGAGGUCUUCGAAGGCCUCUGGAAAGACCGGGUCCAGGUGGCUAUUAAGGUGAUUUCUCGAGACAACCUCCUGCACCAGCAGACGCUGCAGUUGGAGAUCCAGGCCAUGAAGAAGCUGCGGCACAAACACAUCCUGGCGCUGUACGCCGUGGUGUCCGUGGGGGACCCCGUGUACAUCAUCACGGAGCUCAUGGCCAAGGGCAGCCUGCUGGAGCUGCUCCGCGACUCUGAUGAGAAAGUCCUGCCCGUUUCGGAGCUGCUGGACAUCGCCUGGCAGGUGGCUGAGGGCAUGUGUUACCUGGAGUCCCAGAAUUACAUCCACCGGGACCUGGCUGCCAGGAACAUCCUCGUCGGGGAAAACACCCUCUGCAAAGUUGGGGACUUCGGGUUGGCCAGGCUUAUCAAGGUGGGGCCCUCAGGGGGCGUGGCCGGGGGUGUGGCCGGAGGGCCGGGGGCUUCCUGUGUGUGGAGCUGGGGACUCGGCUGGGAGCAGGAUGCGGCCGCUGCCCUCGGGAGCCCAGGCCGAGCAGGGAGGUGGGAAGCCGCCGUGAGUCUGGUGGGGUCCCCAUUCCGAGUGGCACACACAGCAGGGCCCACCACGCAGCCGCUGCCUUGUUCACGUGCCUGGUUCACUGGUCCAGCCCUGGGCCCCUCUGAUGGCCUGGGAGCCUCCCAGUUCCCUGUCCCCCGGGCCCUCCCGUCCCCACACACCUGGAAUCCCAGGGGAAGUUGGGCUCCUGAAGGUGGUCAGGCCCCAGUGCGGCCUUAGCUGCAGCGGCCGUGUGUGGGUCAGACAGUGGGGUCAUCACCGUCCCACUGCUGGGGCAGUGUGGCCGCUGUGCCCGUCCAUGUUUUGGGGGCAGGGCAUGGGCAGCCCCCACGGCCCACUCACCACCAGCCUGACUGCAGGAGGAAGUCUACCUCUCCCAGGACCACAAUGUCCCCUACAAGUGGACGGCCCCCGAGGCGCUCUCCCGAGGCCAUUACUCCACCAAAUCCGACGUCUGGUCCUUUGGGAUUCUCCUGCAUGAGAUUUUCAGCAGGGGUCAGGUGCCCUACCCAGGUACUGCCCUCAGUGUCCCUGACUGGGCAUGGGAGGCAGAGUGGGGGAGGUCCUAGGUAGCCGGCAGGGAUGGUGGGGGGUGCUUCCCCCAUGGGCUUCAGGGCCCUCCGCCACCGGCCGUCACCUGACCUCCACACCUGCACCAUUCUCUGAGCACCCAGGCUGGUGCCUGGAGCUGCCCGUUGGAGCCCCGUCCAGAGGGAGGUGUUGGCAGUGGACAGUGUGCUGGGUGGCGCCAAGGCGUGGCAGCUGAGGCUGCCGGGAAGGCCCCAGGGAGGGGCAGUGGAUGGCUGGUGUGGCUUCUUGGGGGAGGGUAGGCAGGUGGGCCCCAGCUCCUCUCAUCCCUGUCGGCCGCAGGCAUGUCCAACCACGAGGCCUUCCUGAGGGUGGACGCCGGCUACCGCAUGCCCUGCCCUCUGGAGUGCCCGCCCAGCAUGCACAAGCUGAUGCUGACAUGCUGGUACAGGGACCCCGAGCAGAGACCCUGCUUCAAGGCCCUGCGGGAGAGGCUCUCCAGCUUCACCAGCUACGAGAACCCGAUCUGAGCUUCUGUGGAGCGGGCACGGCCGGCCCUGCUGAGGAGGGGCCUGGGCAGAGGGCCUGGACCUGGGAUCAAGGCCCACGCGCUGCCCUGGGGUUUACUGAGGUGAUGGGUGCAGGAAAGGUUCACAAACGUGGAGUGUCUGCGUCCAAUACACGCGUGUGCUCCUCUCGUUAGCCCGUCGUGUGAAACGUGGAGUGUCUGCGUCCAAUACACGCGUGUGCUCCUCUCGUUACCCUGUCGUGUGUGCCUUGGGUCUCCGCUGCUGACAGGCAGCCUGCUCCAGAGUCUGCAGAUGAGAUCUCGGGAGACUGACAUGAAGCCAGCAGAGCUUCUAGGUAACAGGAAACUCUUCUGGAAGCCCUGGGGGCGUCGGCUCCAUCAGCUCUGCCCACUCCCUGCUGGACCUUCCUGGCGUCCGUGGGAGCUUCCCAUGGCCUCUCCUCUGAGCCCUUCUCUCCAUCUGCUUCCGCUCCUCCUUCCUCCUUUUGCUAGCCUUGUUCUCCUCUCUGGCCCCCUCAAGUCCUCACGAUGUCCCCUUCCUGCAUGGUUCUGACACCCGUGUCCACCGCACCAGAACUCUCCCUUCCCACGUCGGCCCCGGCACGGGGACUUCAGGGCUUCCUGUUCCCAAGAAGCAACUGCCUGAGGCUGGGAAGGCUGAGCUAGAUUGUGGCUCCUGAAGCUCUCCCGGUCGCUCCCAGAAACGAGUCCACGGCCUCCUCAAGGUUGACCUCUGACCUUAAACAUGUCCCCAGACUCCUUCUGAGAACACAGUUUUUUCUCUGUGCCUUCGAGAUGUAAAUUUUCUACCUCAGGCCGGGCGCGGUGGCUCAAGCCUGUAAUCCCAGCACUUUGGGAGGCCGAGGUGGGCGGAUCACAAGGUCAGGAGAUCGAGACCAUCCUGGCUAACACGGUGAAACCCCAUCUCUACUAAAAAUACAAAAAAAAAAUUAGCCGGGCGUGUUGGCAGGCGCCUGUAGUCCCAGCUACUUGGGAGGCUGAGGCAGGAGAAUGGCGUGAACCCGGGAGGUGGAGCUUGCAGUGAGCCGAGAUCGCGCCACUGCACUCCAGCCAGGGGGACAGAGAAAGACUCCGUCUCAAAAAAAAAAAAAAAAAAAAAAAAAAAAAAUUUUCUACCUCGUCUCUUGUAAAACCUGAACCAUCUUUUUGAAAAUACAAACUUCAGGGAGAUGACUGUCCUCGGGGUGGUGGGGGGAGAUUAUUGAAAACUGGGCAAAUAAAAAAACGUAGAAGUCUUUUCCACAAAUAUUAGUAAAAAGCUUUAGCCAUCUGAGUGAGGAAUCUUAACUUGUCUCAUUUUGGCCAGAAACACACCUUGGAGAGAAAUAUGAGGAAAAACCAGCUUGGGCAACAGAGACAGACCCCAUCUCUACCAAAAAAAAAAAAAAAAAAAAUUAGCCAGGCGUGGCAGCGUUCACCUGUAGUCCCAGCUACUCAUGAAGCUGAGGCAGGAGGAUCCCUUGAACCCAGGAGGUUGAGGCUGCAGUGAGCUGUGACUGCACCACUGUACUCCAGCCUGGACAAGAGUGAGACCCUGUCUCAAAAAAUAAAAAUAA
This is a messenger RNA of Symphalangus syndactylus (siamang), 4526 nucleotides long. It is a transcript of the gene PTK6, whose product is annotated as protein tyrosine kinase 6. The record is from RefSeq and is a predicted model, not a curated record. Gene Ontology annotation, molecular function: protein tyrosine kinase activity; protein binding; ATP binding. NCBI's taxonomy places the organism in Eukaryota, Metazoa, Chordata, Mammalia, Primates, Hylobatidae. Gene Ontology annotation, biological process: protein phosphorylation.